CUCGAACGUUAACCCCAAAACUAAACUCUUUGUGUGUGUGUGUGACAAAGUCCAAAACUCCCAGUUCCGGAAUGGUUCUUAAAGUUCAGUUCCGCAAGCCAUAAGGUGAAACAUGAGCAAGGGCUUCUUCAACAACCACCGUUGUCUGAAGAUAAGAUGUAGAUGUAGAGAAACAUAGAGAGAGUAAAUACGAAAUCCAAAUGUUCCAUGAUGGAACCCAAACGACACUUCAGUGUUUACUCGGUAGUGACUUCCUCACCCCGAAAAGCAUCCGAACCGUGGUCGUCCACAUACAAAUACCUGUUUCCUUCUACAGGUCAGCAACAAAGUGAACUCCACCGGAUUACUUCCAACUUCCAUACAUGGAUUUCAGUGGCAAACACAGUUAUUGUUUCCCAUCCAUCGAUACAGAAAACAAGCAGGCUGGUGUCUCUCUCCCUUCUCUCUCUCUCUCCUUCUUCUUCUUCUUCUGACUUCUUCAACAACGUCAUUACGUCCUUUAUCUUCUAUUGAUGUAAGCACGCCCCACACACACAUACACACACACUCUCUAUCUUAAAGGGACUUUCACUGAGUCUGUAACACACUGCACUUACUCUGUAACAAUUUAUUCUGCAUUCUGUUAUUGUUUUACCUUGUACUACUUCAUUGUGUAAUUAAUUGAUCUGUACGGUAUGCAAGACAAGUUUUGCACGGUACCUCGGUACAAGUGACAAUAAUAAACCAAUUCCAAACCCUGUUAUUUUAGUUUUUAUGUGUAGGCCAUUAGCAUGCGUGGAAGGGAUGUAGAGGCUGCACCACUUCUCAUUUCUCAGCCAAAUAUUAAAAACGGUCUGCUUGAAGCUAAUAGUUUUUCCUGCCUGAUGCGGAGUGAGACAAGCGCCCGCCACGAUGCUUCUUCCUCCUUUGUCGUCAGGGAUAUGAAGCCACAGAGCGGUUGCCGGGCAGCAGAUGGUGGAAGUGACCUUGGUUUGUAUCCGGGGCGGAGCCCGAUCCGGAGCAGGGAGGGAGCUGUUUGCUUAUUGACCCCGGGCCGCGUUUUGCCGGAAUAUCAGUCAGCCAGGGGCUGCGGGGGGGAAAAGGAUGACCAAGUUCUCUCGCCUGCAGAUGGCCGCCAUGGUGCUGUUUUCCUUCCUGCUGACCCUGAGCUUGGGCUUGUGGCUGCCCGAGGUGCUGAGGGUGUUUGUCAAGGUGUUUGGUUGCCCGGAGGAACUGGUGACCCACGGCAUCGUGCUGAUGUACCUGGUGUUUGUGCUGUGCGUGGCUAUGCCCGCGCUGCCCCGCGGCUCUGUGAAGUUGAGCCACUCUUGGUGUCAUGGUCUUGUCUCUGGCAGCACUCUUCUGGAGAAGAGUUUUCCCAUCAUUUUCUGGUUGAGGACAAGGCCAUCUUAAUCACAGGAUGCGAUAAAGGAUUUGGUUUUGCUUUGGCAAAGCAUCUACAUGCUAAGGGGUUUUCUGUUUUUGCUGCCUGCCUCUUAAAGGAUAAAAACGGAGAAGGUGCUCAAAUACUUGAGAAGAAGAAAUGUGAGCGUCUAAAGGUUCUUCAAAUGAACGUAUGCUCAGAUGAGGAAGUGCUACAGGCGGUGGAAUUUGUAAGGAGACAUUUGAGGGAACCGGAGAAGGGACUUUGGGGUGUGGUGAACAAUGCUGGCAUUUCCACUUUUGGGGAGGUGGAAUUUACAAGUGUGGCACAUUACAAGGAAGUUGCAGAUGUCAACUUAUGGGGAACUAUCCGAGUAACUAAGGCCUUCCUUCCCCUUAUCCGGCGAGCUAAGGGUCGUGUUGUGAAUGUUGCCAGCCUAUUUGGACGCAUUGGCAUCACUGGCCAGUCUGCCUAUUGUAUUUCAAAUUAUGGAGUGGAGGCAUUCUCAGACUGCCUGCGUUAUGAACAACAACGUUGGGGUGUUAAAGUCAGCAUAAUUGAGCCAGGAAACUGUAUAGCUGCUACAGACAUCCUUACUCGUGACCAUAUUGAAAGCAUAGCUCAUAGACUGUGGAAUGAAACUGAUAAAAUUGUUCAAGAAGAUUAUGGGAAAGGAUAUUUUGAUCGACAGAUAGUGACAAUGAAAUCUUUCUGUACAAACAGUUCAAAAGACAUGUCUCCUAUUAUUAAUGCCAUCACUGAUGCACUAACUUCCAGAUAUCCAUACUGUCGUUAUGAACCAAUGGAUGCCUAUUGGUGGAUUAGAUUGCACGUUUUGGCCUACUUACCUACUCCAAUUGCUGACUGGUUGUACAAAAAUUAACCAACCUGCCAGUGUGUUACCAGAAUGAUCUGCUUCCAACAUGUGCCAAUUUCUUCAUACUUCCAGCUCCAUUACUUAAUGUCCAUUAACUAUUACCUUGACCUGAAAUUACUUAUUAGAAUCAUAACAAUUAAUCUAGUUAUACUCUAUAUAUAAGAUUUCAAGUGCACUUGAUGCAAUUAUUUUUUACUUGAUGCAUUUUACAGUAGAAAAUAACUUUCGGUUACUUCCACUGAAUGCUGUGUAUUCACUUCUAACAUUUGGUUCCAAGUGAAGAGCAGAGUACAGGGUGCCAUUAUGGCUAUAUUCUGGGUAUUAUUUGAUGUUCAAAUUUUUGCUGUUUCACCAUUGAAUCUUUUGGGGCAUUUGUCUUCAAUUCAUGAAGUGAUUUUUUUUUUCCACUUUAGAGAAAUGCUUCCUGUGCAUAUUAAUACACUGUACCAAGCCUUUUUGAGAUGUGAAAUUUUGCUUAAGGUUUUCCCAGAAUUCAUCCACUUUGUAAGUUGAGGAAUGACAUUGCGUGUUUAGCGGAAACUGAGUUCUAUCCUGACUUGCUCGGUCUCCCUGUGACUGCAUGGUUUUCCCUCAAGUGCUGAGUGCUACUUUGGUAGGUUGAUGGCUAUUGUAAAUUCACUAAGCUUUAUACCUAAUGCAACUAAAAUGACAUGUUUCUCUUUAGCUGCAUUUAUUUUCGUAUAUUCCACUGCAUCACAAGAGACCUAUAUUGAGGAAUUGCGCUCUUCUUGUGGAAAGUCCAACAUCCCAGAUAAUAUCAUAAUGAAUAUGCACAAUGGUCAGCUCUUUUGCUUCACCAUUCUGUCUCAACUGGGCAUGUAUCAGUGAUGAUCACUAAUAAUCCUAACUCGCUUGUGCAUACUGCUCAACAAAAAAGUCCAUUUGAUGAUCCUCUACAUCAUGUGUGCAUCUGUGUUGGUGUAUGUUUGAAAACUGGUUGGUGCCAGUUGUUGAAUGGGAACUUUUAGUUUAAGGUCAACAGUAAUCCUAGUUCUAUGAAAUGAACAAACAUUAUGUUCUUUACAACUAUAUAUUUAGCCAUUGGGCAGUGCAGCCAUUAUUUGCACUGUCAUGUAUUAUCACAGCCAUACAUUGAUGUAAUAAACUGUUUAAAUAAUAGAAUAUCUGAUUAAUAUAAAAUACUCCUGUUUCCACCAAUUUUCAUAGUUAUCAUGUUUUUCCUCUGGAACAGCUUGAUGAUACUUUGCCCCCUGGUAUUUGCAUCCUCAGUUCUUCCAUACAUUCCAGUUCUGUUUUGAGGUUUGAACCUUCAAGUGUAAGGUCAGUAGGGACUAAGACAAGAUAAUACACAGUAACUAAAGAAUGUUGAUCUUGGAGUAGGUGUAUUCUAAGAAAUGCAGCCUGGUAUUCAAACUGCAGAGUGUGCUUUGAUAUGAUUGGUAAUUUAUCUGCAUUACCAACAGCUUCCAUCUCUCAAGGUGAUUUAUUAUUUGUUAAAAUUGGCAUAAAGGGGAAAGAAGGGUGCAUUUGUGGGUAUGUUUAAAAAAGAAAUAGCAACACAAUUUAUCAAAUAGUCAAUUUGAAUAUUGAAUGGACUUAACAGAAUCGGUAAUCUUUGGUCUUCUGCUCCAGCCAGUGUGAAAACUCUAUUCUGGAGUAAGACCUCCACUUUUUUGUAAUUUUUUAAAAAAAGCCAAUUUUUUUAAUACCUUUUCUAUGUUGGAGGUUUUGCUGGUUUGAAUCUUCAAGAAAGAGGACAUUAUCCCUUCCAGUUAAUCACAUGAACCAGUUGGUAAACAGCAGAAUGGAUUGACUGGAGGGGAUCAUCUCUGCAUAUUGCAGGCUGCUAGAUAAAGGUUAUCAUUGACUUGUUUUGGAUCUCUAACCUUGAACAGCGUAAGCAUCUCUCUGCAGAUUGGACAUGCUACGUUUGCUGACGUUAGAUCAAAGUGAACAGUGAAGGUCAAUGAUAAUGUGUGUCAAGAUUGGGUAGUUUACACAAAAUAAAACAAUUUGUACAAGGUUCAUGUGAGGUUUAUUGCACAAUUCUGUUUUUGUGGUACAUUGCAUGUCACUCCGCUAUUUAAGAAGGGUGUGAGACAGCAAAAAGGAAAUUAUAGACCUGUUAGCCUCACAUCAGUGGUUGGGAAGUUGUUGGAGUCGAUUGUCAAGGAUGAGGUUACAGAGUACCUGGAGGCACAUGACAAGAUAGGCUGAACUCAACAUAUGGUUUCCUUAAAGGAAAAUCCUGCCUGACAAAUCUAUUGCAAUUUUUUUUGAGGAAAUUACAAGCAGGCUAGACAAAGGAGAUGCAGUGGAUGCUGUGUAUUUGGAUUUUCAGAAGGCCUCUGACAAUGUGCCGCUCAUGAGGCUGCUAAACAAGAUAAGAGCCCAUGAAAUUACAGGAAAGUUAAGAGCAUGGAUAGAGCAUCGGCUGAUUUGGCAGGGAACAGUGGGAAUAAAGAGAUUCCAUUCUGGUUGGCUGCCGGUUACCAGUGGUGUUCUGCAGGGGUCCAUGUUGGGGCUGUUUCUUUUUACGUUGUAUAUCAAGGAUUUGGAUUAUGGAAUAAAUGGCUUUGUGGCUAAGUUUGCCAAUGAUACAAAGAUAGGUGGAGGGGCAGAUAGUGUUGAGGAAACGGAGAGUCUGCAGAGAGACUUGGAUAGACUAGGACAAUGGGCAAAGAAGUGGCAAAUGAAAUAUGAUGUUGGAAAGUGUAUGGUCAUGCACUUUGGUAGAAGAAAUAAACGGGCAGACUAUUAUUUAAACGGGGAGAAAAUUCAAAAUUCAGAAAUGCAAAGGGACUUGGGAGUCCUCGUGCAGGAUACCCUAAAAGUUAACCUCUAGGUUGAGUCAGUGGUGAAGAAGGCCAAUGCAUUGUUGGCAUUCAUUUCUAGAGGAAUAGAAUACAGGAAGUCCCCGACUUACGAACGCCCAUACUUACGAACUGACCUUCGUGGUCGGUUCAUAAGCAGUCCCGGCCCCCGAUCCUACCAUGGUGGCGGUACACCUUCUUUGGCCCAACCCCAGGCCAAGUGCAUAUGUGUGGCUGGGGCCAUGCACGGCCGCAAUCCCCAGCCCAAGUAUGCAUGCAUGGACACUGUUCUGAGUUACGUACAAAAUCAGGUUGCGAACAGUCUCAAGAACGGAACUCGUUUGUAACCCAGGGACUUCCUGUAUAAGAGCAGGGAUGUGAUGUUGAGACUCUAUAAGGCAUUGGUAAGACCUCACUUGGAGUACUGCAUGCAGUUUUCGGCUCCUUAUUUAAAGAAAGGAUGUGCUGACGUUGGAGAGGGUUCAGAGAAGAUUCACUGGAAUGAUUCCAGGAAUGAGAGGGUUAACAUAUGAGGAAUGUUUGACUGCCCUUGGGCUGUUCUCUUUGGGGUUCAGAAGAAUGAGGGGGGACCUCAUAGAAACAUUUCAAAUGUUAAAAGGCCUGGACAGAGUAGAUACAAGAGGGCACGACUUCAGGAUUGAAGGGCGCCCAUUCAGAACAGAGAUGCAGAGAAAUUUCUUUAGCCAGAGAAUGGUAAAUCUGUGGAAUUUGUUGUCACGGGUGGCUGUGGAGGCAAAGUCAUUGGGUGUAUUUAAAGCAGAGACUGAUAGGUAUCUGAGUAGCCAGGGCAUCAAAGGUUAUGGUGAGAAGGUGGGGGAGUGGGGCUAAAUGGGGGAAUGGAUCAGCUCAUGAUAGAAUGGUGGAGCAGACUCGACAGGCCAAAUGGCCAACUUCUGCUCUGUCUAAUGGUCUUAUUCCGUAUAACAUCAAACAAGAUUAAUAAUUUUCCAGUGAACUUAUUUUUAAUCAACUAACUGAAUUGAACAAACUGUACUUACAAUUUAGGAUUCAGCCAAGAUUGCAAGAAAAGCAGGAUUUUUCUCAGUAUCUGCAACUUGAUUUGGGUGGAGCAGGAUUGGAAAAUUGAGGAACAUAAUUUUGGGAGGUUAGGGUUAGGUGGGAAAGGCCUCAUGGUUAAUUCUUCCUCUAAAACUUUGGUAUCAGAAUAUCCUCUACCUUUCAACCCACUGCCACUGCUGAUGUCCGCAUUCUUAUGGUCUACCCUCUCCCAAACAAAUGAUAAUUACAAGGGCUAAUGUUCCUCUUCUGCUGGACAGUGCACUUGCCUGGAUCCUCCCAUUGCACCUGGACUGAUAGAUUUUGCCCUAUGGGCAUUCUGUGACUGAAUACCCCCAGCAACUUAAAAGAUUCAGCGGCAGAUUGCUUUAAUUUUUUUGAUCGAGUGAUGUUUGCCUCUUGUUACUUUUGUCUUGUAAUAUUAACAUUUGUUUUAUGGCCUGCUGGCAUUUGGUUCAGUUUGUUUCUGGUUAAUAAAUAAUAUGAGCUCCA
Molecule: messenger RNA, 6565 nt
Organism: Pristis pectinata (smalltooth sawfish)
Lineage: Eukaryota; Metazoa; Chordata; Chondrichthyes; Rhinopristiformes; Pristidae
Product: D-beta-hydroxybutyrate dehydrogenase, mitochondrial-like
Exons: 6
Coding region: 771-2246 (491 amino acids)
Source: RefSeq, a predicted model, not a curated record